AAUGAAAUGCUCAGCAUUUUCUCUUGGACCAGAAGUUUAAACUUUCUGAUGCUGGGAAACACGCCACAAAGUGAUAUUUGAGAAGCAAGUACGCGUCCGUUGGUGUUUUCUUUCUUAAUACAGAAACUGAAUUACUUUGAACACCUCUUCCAGCUGUGCAGAACAGAUAACACCAGGAAGAGUCUCUGCUUUCACAGAAUCAGAUCCAAACAAAUGACACCAUGAAGCUGUGGAGUCAUCUAUUGUGUGCAGCUCUCCUUGCCGGUAUAUCCUUGCAGUUCCAAUCUCCAGGACCCUCAGUCAGAGGUUCUUGUGAUUCUCUUUGCAAUUGUGAGGAAAAAGAUGGCACGAUGCUAAUAAACUGUGAAGACAAAGGAAUCAAGAAGUUAUCCCAAAUAAAUGUACCGCCAUCGAGACCUUUCCACCUAAGCUUGUUGAAUAAUGGCUUAACAAUGCUUCACGUCAAUGACUUUUCUGGGCUUACUCACGCCAUCUCAAUACACCUUGGAUUUAACAAUAUAGCAGACAUUGAGCCUGGUGCAUUUAAUGGCCUUGGCCUCCUUAAACAGCUUCAUAUCAACCACAAUUCUUUAGAAAUUCUUAAAGAGGAUACCUUUCAUGGACUGGAAAACUUGGAAUUCCUACAAGCAGAUAACAAUUUUAUUACAGUGAUUGAACCAAGUGCCUUUAGCAAGCUCAACAGACUUAAAGUGUUAAUUUUAAAUGACAAUGCUAUUGAGAGUCUUCCUCCAAAUAUAUUUCGAUUUGUUCCUUUAACCCAUCUAGAUCUUCGUGGAAAUCAGUUGCAAACAUUGCCUUAUGUUGGUUUUUUAGAACACAUUGGCCGAAUAUUGGAUCUCCAGUUGGAGGAUAAUAAAUGGGCCUGCAAUUGUGACCUACUGCAGCUAAAAAUUUGGUUGGAGAACAUGCCUCCUCAGUCUGUAAUUGGUGAUGUUGUGUGCAACAGCCCUCCAUUGCUCAAAGGGAGCAUACUAAGUCGACUGAAAAAGGAAUCUAUUUGCCCUACUCCACCAGUGUAUGAAGAACACGAGGAUCCUUCAGGGUCAUUGCAUGUGGCAGCAACAUCUUCAAUAAGUGAUAGUCGCAUAGCAACCAAGACCAUGUCGAUUUUAAAGCCACCCACAAAGGCACCCGUUUUGAUACCUUAUAUUACAAAGCCAUCCACUCAACUCCCAGCACCCUACUGUCCUAUUCCUUGUAGUUGUAAAGUCCUGUCUCCAUCAGGACUUCUGAUACACUGUCAGGAGCGAAAUAUUGAAAGUGUCUCAGAUCUAAAACCUCCUCCACAAAAUCCCCGAAAGCUUAUUCUAGCGGGGAAUAUUAUUCACACAUUAAUGAAAUCUGAUCUAGUGGAAUAUUUCACUUUGGAAAUGCUUCACUUGGGAAACAAUCGCAUUGAGGUUCUUGAAGAAGGAUCAUUCAUGAAUCUAACAAGCUUACAAAAACUCUAUCUAAAUGGCAACCAUCUGACAAAAUUAAAUAGAGGCAUGUUUCUUGGUCUCCAGAAUCUUGAGUAUUUAUAUCUUGAAUACAAUGCAGUUAAGGAAAUAUUACCAGGCACCUUUAACCCAAUGCCUAAACUUAAAGUCCUCUACUUAAAUAACAACCUGCUACAAGUUUUACCGCCACAUAUUUUUUCAGGUGUCCCCCUAACAAGAAUAAACCUUAAAACAAACCAGUUUUCUCAUCUACCUGUAAGUAAUAUCUUGGAUGACCUUGAUUUACUGACCCAGAUUGACCUUGAGGAUAACCCAUGGGACUGCUCCUGUGACCUGGUAGGACUGCAACAGUGGAUACAAAAAUUAAGCAAAAACACAGUGACAGAUGACAUCCUCUGCACUUCCCCAGGGCAUCUUAACAAAAAGGAACUGAAAGCCCUAAAUAGUGAACUUCUUUGCCCAGGAUUAGUAAAUAACCCAUCCCUGCCAACUCAGACCAGUUACAUUAUUGUCACUACUCCUGCAACAACGACAAACACAGCUGGUACUAUUUUAAGAUCUCUUACUGAUGCUGUCCCACUAUCUGUUCUAAUAUUAGGACUUCUGAUUGUGUUCAUAACUAUUGUGUUCUGUGCUGCAGGGAUAGUGGUCCUUGUUAUCCACCGCAGGAGAAGAUACAAAAAGAAACAGGCCGAUGAGCAAAUGAGAGACAACACUCCCCUGCAUCUUCAAUACAGCAUGUAUGGUCAUAAAACAACGCACCACACAACAGAGAGACCUUCUGCCUCUCUCUACGAACAGCACAUGGUGAGCCCCAUGGUUCACGUCUACAGAAGUCCAUCCUUUGGGCCAAAGCAUUUGGAAGAGGAAGAAGAAAGAAAUGAGAAAGAGGAAAGUGAGGCAAAACAUCUCCAAAGAAGUCUUUUAGAAAGAGAAAAUCAUUCACCACUCACGGGGUCAAAUCUGAAAUAUAAAACCACAGACCAAUCAACAGAAUUUUUAACCUUCCAGGAUGCCAGUUCAUUGUAUAGGAACAUUUUGGAGAAAGAAAGAGAACUUCAGCAACUGGGAAUCACCGAAUACCUGAGGAAAAACAUGGCUCAGCUCCAGCCUGAUAUGGAGGUACAUUAUCCUGGGGCCCAUGAAGAGCUGAAAUUAAUGGAAACAUUAAUGUACUCACGACCAAGAAAGGUAUUGGUGGAGCAGACUAAAAAUGAAUAUUUUGAGCUCAAAGCUAAUUUACAUGCCGAACCUGACUAUUUAGAAGUCCUGGAGCAGCAAACAUAGAUGAGAGUUUGAAGGUUUUUCAGAAAUGCUGUGAUUCUGUCUUAAGUCCAAACCUGGUAUAUAAGUGCCUUACACAACUGUGUCAUCAAUCAGAACUUAAGCACAGCAGUAAUCCUUUGAGGGGAAAAAGAGAAGGAAAAAAAAAAAAACAACAACUCAGGGAUCACUGGGAGAAGCCAUGGCAUUAUCUUCAGGCAAUUUUGUCUGUCCCAAAUAAAACAAAUCCUUGUCUGUAAAUCAUUCAAGGAUUAUAGUAAAAUUGCUCCAUAUACUUAAAAGUGUUUCAUAGAAGUCCUCUUGCACAUCAAAAAGGGUUGAAUAUUCAAGCAAUCAUUAUUUUAUUGAAUGAUUUUAACCAUGGAUUAAAUAAAAUUGGAUUUCACCAUUUAAGACAUAUACCUGUGUAUGUAGUUAUAAUAUGUAAGGAACAUAUUGUUUAUAACUAGUAUGUACUUUAAAAUGUAUAUUGUCAAACACAGAGAAUAUUUUGCAGUAAAUGCAAAAGGAACUGGAACUUGAAAGUUAUAAAUUAUAAUAGUAAGAAAAAAUUCUGCUUAUACAGGCCACAAGUGGCCCAAAACUUUGAAAAUAUGAAGAUACAAUGAAUGCCACUCCUGUGCUUUCUGGAUUAAAAAAAAAAGAUACAAAUUAUGAAUAGUUUGGGUGGAAUGAACAGGCAAAAUUUUCAUUUUUCUGCUCAUUUGUAUGGACAAUCUUAAUGUCAAUGCUGCUGUGAACUGAGGUAUGUCAUUUGUGCGCAAAGUUUAAUUAUUCUUGGGAUAUUUUUUAAAUGCUACUGAAAUUCUACUGUAAAUAUUAUUAGAGCAUCUAUUAAGCUUGCUUUUUUUCUAGCAUUAAUUCUUUGUAAAUUUAAAUGACCAUGAUAGAAAUAUGUUUCUUGUUCAAAUAAUCUUCAGGUGUAAAACAUAUAGAAAUAAUUGUUAUUUUAUUUUUAUUGAUGUAUGCUGAUAGAUGCCAUAAGUUAGUAUCAUAAGGCACUCCUAAAGGUAAGUGGUUUAAGUUGCUUCAAGAAAGGGAUAAUGUAGCUUUAUUUUACAAGAAGGUAUAGUUAGAUUUCUAUAAACUAUUUAUUCUGUACAGUUUUAUAUAUUUUUGGUUCACAAAAGUAAUUAUUCUUGGGUGCCUUUCAA
This is a messenger RNA of Lepus europaeus (European hare), 3898 nucleotides long. It is a transcript of the gene SLITRK6, whose product is annotated as SLIT and NTRK like family member 6. Gene Ontology annotation, cellular component: membrane. The transcript is spliced from 2 exons. NCBI's taxonomy places the organism in Eukaryota, Metazoa, Chordata, Mammalia, Lagomorpha, Leporidae. The record is from RefSeq and is a predicted model, not a curated record. Gene Ontology annotation, molecular function: protein binding. Gene Ontology annotation, biological process: axonogenesis; positive regulation of synapse assembly; regulation of presynapse assembly. The coding region runs from base 222 to 2747 and encodes 841 amino acids.